Molecule: messenger RNA, 3673 nt
Organism: Prionailurus viverrinus (fishing cat)
Lineage: Eukaryota; Metazoa; Chordata; Mammalia; Carnivora; Felidae
Gene: NEDD4L
Product: NEDD4 like E3 ubiquitin protein ligase
Exons: 31
Coding region: 302-3229 (975 amino acids)
Biological process (GO): ubiquitin-dependent protein catabolic process; regulation of dendrite morphogenesis
Molecular function (GO): sodium channel inhibitor activity; ubiquitin protein ligase activity; protein binding
Source: RefSeq, a predicted model, not a curated record
AGAGGGGCGGAGUGCUGCGGGCGGGCGAGCCGGGAGGGAAAGCCCGGCGGGCUCCGCGCCGCCGCCCGCUGCACGGCGCGCUCUCCGGACCGCCAACCCGUACGGCCCCGCAGCCUUCCGGGAAGAAGCGGCGCAGGCGGCGGCCGCAGCGCGCGCUCGGGCUCCCUCACCUGCCGGCGUCCGGCGGCUCCCCCGGCGGGACGCGCGCAGGCCGGGCGCGGAGGAGGAGAGAAGACCGGCCGCCCGCGCCGCAGCCCAGCCGCCCGGGAGCGCCUCCGAGCCCUCGCGGGGCGCCGGCUCCAUGGCGACCGGGCUCGGGGAGGAGAUCUACGGACUUUCGGAAGAUGAGGGCGAGUCACGUAUUCUCAGAGUGAAGGUUGUUUCUGGAAUUGAUCUCGCCAAAAAGGACAUCUUUGGGGCCAGUGAUCCGUAUGUGAAACUUUCAUUGUACGUAGCAGAUGAGAACAGAGAACUCGCUUUGGUACAGACAAAAACAAUUAAAAAGACGCUGAACCCAAAGUGGAAUGAAGAAUUUUAUUUUAGAGUAAACCCAUCUAAUCACAGACUCCUGUUUGAAGUAUUUGAUGAAAAUAGAUUGACCCGAGACGACUUCCUGGGACAGGUGGACAUACCCCUGAAUCAUCUCCCGACCGAAGAUCCGACCAUGGAGCGACCCUAUACAUUUAAGGAUUUUCUCCUUAGACCAAGAAGUCAUAAAUCUCGAGUUAAGGGAUUUUUGCGAUUGAAAAUGGCCUAUAUGCCAAAAAAUGGAGGUCAAGAUGAAGAAAACAGUGAGCAGAGAGAGGACAUGGAGCAUGGCUGGGAGGUCGUGGACUCGAAUGACUCGGCCUCCCAGCACCAGGAGGAGCUUCCCCCGCCUCCACUGCCUCCCGGCUGGGAAGAGAAAGUGGACAAUCUGGGUCGUACCUAUUACGUCAACCACAACAACCGGACCACUCAGUGGCACCGACCAAGCUUAAUGGAUGUGGCCUCUGAGUCGGACAGCAACAUCAGGCAGAUCAACCAGGAGGCCGCGCACCGACGCUUCCGCUCGCGCAGACACAUCAGUGAGGACCUGGAGCCGGAGCCCAGCGAGGGCGGAGACGGCCCAGAGCCUUGGGAGACCAUUUCCGAGGAAGUGAACAUCACUGGAGACUCCCUCAGUCUGUCACUGCCCCCUCCGCCGUCCUCUCCAGUGUCCCGGACCAGCCCUCAGGAGCUGUCUGAGGAGCUGAGCAGAAGGCUUCAGAUCACUCCAGACUCCAAUGGGGAGCAGUUUGGUUCUUUGAUCCAAAGAGAACCGUCCUCAAGGUUGCGGUCCUGCAGCGUGACGGACACCGUUGCCGAGCAAGCUCAUCUACCACCGCCAAGUGCCCCAGCUAGGAGAGCGCGUUCAUCAACUGUCACAGGUGGUGAGGAGCCAACGCCAUCAGUGGCCUAUGCACAUACCACGCCGGGCCUACCUUCAGGCUGGGAAGAACGAAAAGAUGCUAAGGGACGCACAUACUAUGUCAAUCAUAACAAUCGAACCACAACUUGGACUCGACCUAUCAUGCAGCUCGCAGAAGAUGGUGCAUCCGGAUCCGCCACAAACAGUAACAACCACCUAAUCGAGCCUCAGAUCCGCCGGCCCCGUAGCCUCAGCUCGCCGACUGUAACCUUAUCUGCCCCACUGGAGGGUGCCAAGGAUUCACCCGUACGUCGGGCUGUGAAAGAUACCCUUUCCAAUCCACAGUCCCCACAGCCAUCACCUUACAACUCCCCUAAACCACAACACAAAGUCACACAGAGCUUCCUGCCACCCGGCUGGGAAAUGAGGAUAGCACCAAACGGCCGGCCCUUCUUCAUUGACCAUAACACAAAGACUACAACGUGGGAAGAUCCACGCCUGAAAUUUCCAGUUCAUAUGCGGUCAAAGGCCUCUUUAAACCCCAAUGACCUUGGCCCUCUUCCUCCUGGUUGGGAAGAAAGAAUUCACUUGGAUGGCCGAACAUUUUAUAUUGACCAUAAUAGCAAAAUUACUCAGUGGGAAGACCCAAGACUGCAGAAUCCAGCUAUUACUGGUCCGGCUGUUCCUUACUCCAGAGAAUUUAAGCAGAAAUAUGACUACUUUAGGAAGAAAUUAAAGAAACCUGCUGAUAUUCCGAAUAGGUUUGAAAUGAAACUUCACAGAAAUAACAUCUUUGAAGAGUCCUAUCGGAGAAUCAUGUCUGUGAAAAGACCAGAUGUCCUGAAAGCUAGACUGUGGAUCGAAUUUGAAUCGGAGAAAGGUCUUGACUAUGGGGGUGUGGCCAGAGAGUGGUUCUUCCUACUGUCCAAAGAGAUGUUCAACCCCUACUAUGGGCUUUUUGAGUACUCUGCGACGGACAACUACACGCUUCAGAUCAAUCCCAAUUCAGGCCUCUGUAAUGAAGACCAUUUGUCUUACUUCACUUUUAUCGGAAGAGUUGCUGGUCUGGCAGUGUUUCACGGGAAGCUUUUAGAUGGUUUCUUCAUUAGACCAUUUUACAAAAUGAUGCUGGGAAAGCAGAUAACCCUGAAUGACAUGGAAUCUGUGGAUAGUGAAUAUUACAACUCUUUGAAAUGGAUCUUGGAAAAUGAUCCCACUGAACUGGACCUCAUGUUCUGUAUCGAUGAAGAAAACUUUGGACAGACCUAUCAAGUGGAUCUGAAGCCCAAUGGGUCAGAAAUAAUGGUAACAAAUGAAAACAAAAGGGAAUAUAUUGACUUAGUCAUCCAGUGGAGGUUUGUGAACAGGGUCCAGAAGCAAAUGAACGCCUUCUUGGAGGGAUUCACAGAACUGCUUCCUAUUGAUCUGAUUAAAAUUUUUGAUGAAAAUGAGCUGGAGUUGCUGAUGUGCGGCCUUGGCGACGUGGACGUGAACGACUGGAGACAACAUUCUAUCUAUAAGAAUGGCUAUUGCCCAAACCACCCUGUCAUUCAGUGGUUCUGGAAGGCCGUGCUGCUCAUGGACGCGGAGAAGCGGAUCCGGCUACUGCAGUUUGUCACGGGGACGUCGCGAGUACCCAUGAAUGGGUUCGCCGAACUUUAUGGUUCCAAUGGUCCUCAGCUGUUUACAAUAGAGCAAUGGGGGAGUCCUGAAAAACUGCCCAGAGCUCACACGUGCUUUAAUCGCCUUGACUUACCUCCGUAUGAAACCUUCGAAGAUUUACGAGAGAAACUUCUCAUGGCCGUGGAAAACGCUCAAGGAUUCGAGGGGGUGGAUUAAGCUCCCCCCUCCUCGGGGUGGUUGUUCAUCGAGCGAGUCCUGCUUGCACUUUUGCAUUUGCCCAACACCCGACUUUGCAGAGACCGAGGCGGAAGAGCGGCCGCACACGGCGGCCUGGCUCCCGGGGCGGGGCCUCCACCCGCGACUUGCCCAGGUUCAGACGUGGGAGCCCGGUCCCAGGUCGCGUUCCUGCAUUUUCCACCACGAAUUAUCAACUGGUUGAUGUGUACACUAAUAACAUUUCAGGAGGACUUAUUCUAUUUAUGUUGUGCCUCUGUAGGCAAAUCCCUUAAUAAAUAUUUUACAUACUUUAUAAUGACAAUGAAUGGGAUUAAUCACUCUACAGGUAUAGUAUUACAACUCAUGUUUACUUUUUAAAAUGAUUUAGACCGAUUUUCAGAUUUUAUUUCAUUACAAUUAAAGAUGUCUCGUGUACUUGGAAAA